AUGACUUGCAUCCUGGCAGAAGACCGCAGAGGCUACAACUUGCACCGCAAGUCGGACAGGUGGAGGCUGUCAUGGAAGCAGAAGCUCGCUGACACGUUGAUCAAGGCAGGCCAGGAGACCUUGGAUUCGAGGCUCCGGCGCGGUCUGGUUUGGCCUUUGGUGAAGGGCAUCCUGAACUUCAAAGGAGGCCUUUCGAGUGAGAUGCUGGCCUGGGCUUUUGAGCACGAAGACGGGAAGAAUCCAUUUUGCCAGAUGGCGUCGGAAGAACGAAAGAAACGAAACGAGCUUUUGGAGCACUUCGCGCACCUGCUUGUCAGUGGCGCUGCGGAGAGCGACAAGAAACCGGAUGAGGGCUCGGCUCUCGUGCUUGAAGGCUUGAGCCAGCUCAUCCAGAAGGCGAUCGUGGCAACAACAAUGGCUGAUUGCGGGAUGUUCGACAACGUGACGGACAGCAGACGCCUCAAAUGGGACACCAACUUUACGUGGCCGCCGGUGGUUUUGAACUCCUUCGAGCUAUUGGCUCAAGCUCCAGCGAGCCCACGAGAACGAUACUUCGUCCAGUCCUUGGUCGAUCUGUUCCAGGACUAUGUGAAGAAGACGGGCGUAGACCUUGCCAACUCCGAGAUCCCACCAGAAAUGGAGAGGCUGUGGUCCAUGUUGCACAAGGACGGGGUGACUUCAGAGGAGGGCCGAGUGUUCGCUAGGGCCGAAGAGCAGGUCAGGAGCUUUUCGCCAAAUGCCACGAGGCCAAUGUCCUGCCAAUGCCACCAUGUUGCCGCGGCCAUGGCCUCCGCGAUGGGCAAACACCUGAAAGAGGUGGGCUUCGAUCCAUCCAGUGCCGAAGCUGACUGGGUGUGGAAGGCGACGGAUGUGUCUGAAAUGCUGGACCUCUUCACCCUCACAGAGGCUGGUUUGGAGGAUCCCAACCUCUCGUUCCUCUACCUGCUGGGCGAGGCAAAUCAUCUCAAGCACUCCCCUGUGGAAGAGGGCGAGCAGCUGUCAGAAGAGUCCGUGCAAAGGUCGAUGAUCAAAGGUGUUCUCGUGGGCUUGCCCAUGAUCCAGAACUACUUGGCGCACUUGGACAUCAAGCAUGGCGGUGGCGACGACAUCAAACAGAAUUACGCUGCAAAAGAGAAGUGGUUCCUCUUCUUAAACAUCGCCUGGGCAGUCUUUCAUGAGAACGAGCAGGUGGGCAUCGGUGAAUUGCAGCGUGUCUCGCUCCAGCACCGGCAGCAAAACGUUGCUUUCGGCCUAUUGGUGUCUGCCUUUUCCGUUCUGUCGAGCUUCAGCUGGGAUGGUAUCAACUUCAAGGAGACAAACACAGAGGCCUUCAACGACUACAAUGUUGCCUUGUACACCGUAUGGAACUAUCGCUGGGUCAGGGCCCUGUUCGAACCCCGGCGCCUACAGUACCACUUCUGGAACGCCUUGGGGCUUCCGAUGCUCGAGGCCCUUGGCAACCAGGGAAGCUCUGCCUACUGGGUGAACUACCGGCGCGACGGCCUGAUGGCCAGCUUGAUCAACCUUUCUCCUCUGCCAGAGGCGAGUCAGGCGUCUGUCCUGUCGCCGAGGCUGGAAUCCGGGGGAGGUGGAGACGCCGGCGCCGGUGGGAGCCAAAGAAGCGGUGCAGGCGCCGACGGCUUCCAAGCUUCCUCAGCCACUGCACAGCUCUUCCUGGGCUACCUCUCCGCGCUGUUCAUUGCGCUGCGCAGUGGCGUGUCCAGCGCCAAACCAGGCAAGGAUCAGGACCUCCCCUUGUGGGCAGAGCCGCCACCCAUGCCCAGUGUUGCCGCUCCGCAGUCGCUGGUGCUCCCACGUCGCUCGCUGUCCUUAAACGUCUUGGAUGGCUACGACACUCUCAAGCUCGCCCUGAGGCUCCUGCUGUCCACGGUGGGUCAGCGAGAGGCGGCCUCGUCUAGUCGCCGGCUGCUGGAGGUCUCGACCAUACAGGAGCUGAGCAUCUGUACGCAUGUUGGGCUUUACCAUACCAUCCGGCGGCGGGAUCUCAGCGAGCGCACGCUGAAGCUGACGAUUACCGCCAUUUUUCAGGUGGGCACAGCCUUCUUGAGCUUGGAAGCUGACGACGGAGGUCCCGUCGUUUCCAUCGGCUGGCCGGUUCGGCUCAUCGAGGCGCUCUUGGCCCGCAGUGAUGCCGAGCCCCAGCUGCUUGUUCCCAACUCUCGGCUCUGCAUGGAGGCCGUUCGCAACUUCGUGGUCGAGACAUCGCACAGAAGUCUCGCACUUCCGGAUUUGUGGCGUGCAAUGCUGCAGCUGCUGUUUCGCGCAGCUCCGACCACCUCCAGGGCGCUGUGGCCCAGUGCAAAAGACAAGGAGGUGGAGGCCGUCCAGCUCCUCAUUUGGAGAAGAGGAUUGGUUUGGCUUCUCGCCCACCCGCAGCUGCACGACGGGGACACAGCCGGUGAGGACGGCGCAGGAAGCCCCAGUGACUCGGAAGCCAACUCGUUUUGGGGGUGGGCCUUGUCCGAGCUGACGACGUUGGCUCAGGAGAUGGCCGGAAACCGGGGUACCGGAUCCAUCCGGCUGUUGCUCUAUGCCUACAGGACACUCCUGCAUAACCUCGCCCGUCCCGUGAGUGCAGCAGAGUACGCGCGAGAUGAGCCGAGUGAGCUCCAGGAGGAUUGCCUCAGUGAAGCCGCGGACGUCACGGGUGCAGGCCCUUGUGCUACUGGCCAAGACCUCAGCCGCGCCUCGAAAGCCGCGGCCUGGUCACGUGUCGCUGUCGCCAUGAUAAACUUUGUGGGGCCAGCCGUCGGCAGGCCCAACGCAGAAGAACCAGAUCUCCAGGUUUUGCCGCUGUUGAAGCAGUCCCUGCUCCAUGCUCGCAUUCCGUCGCUUCUCGCCUCCGGAAAUCACGGGCCAUUCUGGGCGAGGUCCGUGCUCGAAAAGCUUGUGUCUGUCCUGACGGGUCCCGUCACAUCAGGGGCACCAUUGACGGUUGUCCGAGAGGCGGUCUCGCUUGUGUCCAAGUUCUUCCUGCAGAAUCUGCAGACGUUGCAGAGGCACGAAAGCUUCGGGCAACUCUGGCUUAUGGUGCUGAGACUGAUGCUCCAGUUCAUAAAGCGCGGUUCCGACGACCGCGAUGCCGAGUUGGAGGAAGUGUCCACCGAGAACCUCAAAAACCUGUUGGGCGUCCUUGUCAGCACUAGUGUCCUUGGCUUCGUUUCGCCGAAGGCGGCGCAGCCGAGCGACGUGGCCGCUCGACCGGUGUGGUGGCAGAUGACCUGGGACUGCAUCGAGGUGUUCAUCCCGGGCUUUGGCGAGGACUUCAGCAGGUCCGUGCUGGGCACUGGAGCUGCAGAGGUUCUGAGUCAGCGACAUGCUCUCGUUGACCUGUGCCUGAUGCGAGGCCUGCUCCAUACCGUAGCCUCCAGCCAUGUGCCGUUCAAAAGAGGCUUGGGAACAUUUCAUCUUCGUACCUUGCUUGCCGAAGUCAGUGACCAGGGCAGCCAAAAGAAGACUCUCGGCGGCUUUCUGCAGUGCAGCACCAUCUCUUGCCGCUCCACGGAGAAGUCCUCGUACACUUUCGAGGAUGCUGCACUCGCCCUGGGCCUGACGGCCGGCCUUGGCGCAGCCGCCGCGAGCACGGCCUUAGCGCCGGGGGCUGCGCUGCUGAAGAUGGCCAUGAUGAUCCCGACGCCGCCACCGCCAUCGCUCGCACCGCCAGCACCUCCACUUGCGGCUGCAACGCAGGGCCGGACAAACGCCCUAAUUCCAGCACAGACGCCGCCUGGGCCACCGCAGUUCAGCCUCCUUGACGCUUUGCUCCCGAACUUCAAUACCGAUACCUUCAUCUGGCGAGUGUCAAUGCUGCAGAUCACGGAGUACAUCGGCUCCCUCUUGCUCGGAAGCGCUUACGGGUCUCCGAAGCUUUGCUCCUUGUACCUGCUGGGCGCCUCCUGGGGCCCGGCCAUUGCUCAGGGAGCCGUUUGGCGGCUGAUGCUGCCGAUGAUGUUGCAUGCAAAUGCACUGCACAUCUUCUUCAACCUCUUCUUCCAGAUGCGCAUCGGCUUUGGGAUGGAGAAGCAAUUCGGGCGGCGGAAGUUCUGCCUCCUCUACAUGUUCUGUGGCUUCCUUGGGAACCUGAUCUCCGUAGCGGUGGACCCCAUGAAGCUGGCGGUGGGAGCCUCGACCAGUGGCUUCGGGCUCCUGGGAGUUUGGGCAGCAGAGGUUCUCUUGACAUGGGACCUGCUGGGUGAGAGCCGCUCCAGGGUCUUCUUGUGGUUCGCCUUCAUGGUUACAAGCUGCAUCAUGAUGUCCACCAUCUCUCCCAAUGUGGAUUUCGUUGGGCACUUCGCCGGGAUGCUUGCUGGCUUCCUCCUCGCCAUCAUCCUUGCAGACAUGCAGGAGGAGCAUCAACCCGCAUGGUACGACAAGGCCAAGAUGACGGCCAAAAAUAUCACGGCGCUGAUCGUCAUCGCUUCGCUCGUUCGGGCCAUCACCCUGGGCCCAGAUGGGCCCAUCCCCUACUGCGGGACCAUCUUUCAUCCGCGCCGCUUGCCCUUCUGA
Symbiodinium necroappetens is the source of this 4527-nucleotide messenger RNA. Lineage: Eukaryota; Dinophyceae; Suessiales; Symbiodiniaceae. The record is from the annotation of a GenBank genome assembly.